GGCGGGGGUGUGCAGUGGGUAGGUCGGCCGCUCUGCACCUAUCUCUGCCCAGAGUCCCGAGGCGCUGGCCACGGUGCUGAAAGCAGUGCUCUCGGAGGAGGGAGGGAGGAGGAGCCGGGCCGCGCGAAGGGGGCGGAGCUCUCUGGUGCUCUCAGCUGGCAUUGGGGGCGGGGCAGGGCGGCGCCAGCAGGCCCGAGACCACGGCGGGUUUGAGAGGAGGUAGGAGACAGGAGACAGCCCGGCUAGAGCAAGAGGGGACACAGGCACCUGGACAAGCUUCCCCUGAAGAGGCCAAGGUCAUCUUCCCUGUCCUAUUAGUCCUCUUUUUCUACCUUGGAGGGAGCCUUACCUCGUGCCCUGACCUCCGCCUUCUCUCCAAACCUGGCUGAGGGGUGACCCACUUCCGGGCCUCCAUCCAUCCGCAAAGCCACUUCCAGCCCACAAGUCCCCAGCCCAGGACGCAGUGCCCUCACCAUGGUGAAGUUGCUGCCUGCCCAGGAGGCAGCCAGGAUCUACCAUACCAACUAUGUGCGGAACUCGAGGGCCGUAGGUGUGAUGUGGGGCACGCUCACCAUCUGCUUCUCCGUGCUGGUCAUGGCGCUCUUCAUCCAGCCCUACUGGAUAGGUGACAGCGUCAGCACACCCCAGGCAGGCUACUUUGGCCUUUUCUCCUACUGCGUGGGCAACGUGCUGUCGUCUGAGCUUAUCUGCAAGGGUGGCCCGCUGGACUUCUCCUCCAUCCCCUCUAGAGCCUUCAAGACUGCCAUGUUCUUUGUGGCCUUGGCCAUGUUCCUCAUCAUUGGCUCCAUCGUCUGCUUCAGCCUGUUCUUCGUCUGCAACACGGCCACUGUCUACAAGAUCUGCGCAUGGAUGCAGCUGGCUGCGGCCACAGGCCUGAUGAUUGGCUGCCUGGUCUACCCAGAUGGUUGGGACUCAAGUGAGGUACGGCGCAUGUGUGGGGAGCAGACCGGCAAAUACACACUGGGCCACUGCACCAUCCGCUGGGCCUUCAUGCUGGCCAUCCUCAGCAUUGGAGACGCCCUCAUCCUCUCCUUCCUGGCCUUUGUGCUGGGCUACCGCCAGGACAAGCUGCUCCCUGAUGACUAUAAGGCCGAUGGACAAGAGGAAGCCUGAAGCAACAGGAGUGUUGGUCAUCUGUUUCCCUGACAGUGGAAAAUGAGGGAAUCAAAUUCUUCAGAAACAGAAACUUGUUCCUUCCAUGCUUCCCUGUAUCUGCUGCUCUAGGCCUGAAAUCCUGAAGCCUUUCAUUAUAGGAUGCCAAUCUCCUGAGACAAGACCUCUUACUGUAUCGGGAAAACUCCAGCGAGGAAGAACUGCAGUGACCACAUCCAAGAUGUUCAGAGACAUGUGUUUAACUCUCCUGACUGGGUACCCACUUUCUCUUCCUAUCCUUUCACACCAGCAAAUUGCUUUACCCUCUUGAGGCCUCUCCGUAAAAUGACAGCAGGAUGAGUCUAUGUCUAGGGGCCUCCCAGGUGAGUCCCUAACAGUCUAAUUCACUGAGGAUACUUGUUUGAAAGCACCCAGAAACUGACACCCAGCUCUAAGAGGGCGAUGAAGAAGAGGUGGCUGUAAGCAUGCUGGAUCAUUUCAGGUUGAGGUUUAGGGGGUCCUUUGCUUUUUUCUUUUCAGGUUUGUUUUCUUAUUGAUGCUCAGAGAUGGGUAAGGAAUGGAGAGGUCACCGGAACCUGAAUCCAUCAGGAUUGGGUGACUUUAGGAUCUAAAAACUUUUGAGACUAAAUUCUUUUUUCCCUUUGGAACCAAAAAUCACACGUUUUCAGUGUCCACACCGACCCAGUCAGAAUGGGUUACCAGUUUUGGAAAGUUGUUACUUGUGGCCAAGUAAUUUGUUAGAGUAAUAGAUGAACUCUCCUGUAAAAAAUAACAACUUUGGACUUGGUACAUUAAAUGGUGAAUCUUUUACCAGUCUCUAGAGGGGAACUCAAUUUAGGUAAUACUUCACUGUAGCAAAUGCCAAGACAAAGAUUAGAUUCUUUAGGCUGUUCCCUGCCCUGAGGAUGAUGGUAUGUAUUGCAAUAGAAACAGGGUUUUGUUGAUUAUCUGCAGUGAAUGAUCCAGGAAGAACAGUGCUUUUUUCUGGUCUUUUGCCUGUUUCCUCAGUAAAGAGAAAACGUGGGUGCUGUUUUCUCACAGGUAGAGUGGGUAAAUGUCGAACAAAACCGUAAUGGAUGUUGCUUGAUCAACCAGCAGUGACACGGAAAACAGGCUUCUUAUU
Messenger RNA from Delphinapterus leucas (beluga whale), 2257 nucleotides. It is a transcript of the gene LHFPL5, whose product is annotated as LHFPL tetraspan subfamily member 5. Lineage: Eukaryota; Metazoa; Chordata; Mammalia; Artiodactyla; Monodontidae. The record is from RefSeq and is a predicted model, not a curated record. Gene Ontology annotation, biological process: detection of mechanical stimulus involved in sensory perception; sensory perception of sound. Gene Ontology annotation, cellular component: plasma membrane.